This is a messenger RNA of Tilletiaria anomala UBC 951, 2688 nucleotides long. RefSeq lists its product as uncharacterized. NCBI's taxonomy places the organism in Eukaryota, Fungi, Basidiomycota, Exobasidiomycetes, Georgefischeriales, Tilletiariaceae. The record is from RefSeq and is a predicted model, not a curated record. The transcript has a single exon. Bases 1 to 2688 code for a protein of 895 amino acids.
AUGAGCGAUAGAUAUGGAGACGGCCGGUCAGGCUUGCCGGUGUACGUGAGGUUCUGUCCUCGUGAUAUUUGGUUUCGGCUGCACAUCGUGCCAGAGGAUACCAUCACCACCGUCAAGCGUCGCAUCUUUGACAAGAUCGUGGCCGUCACACAUGAUCACAUGCCAGAAUGGCAUCGACCGGAAGAUGAUGUCAAUGGCAUGUUGCAUGGCUGCAUUGGACUGCGAUUUCUGAAGCUUCCCCAUACAUUCGUCGCCACGGCCCCGGGCAUCUCCUUUCAUCGUGCUCCUAGCAGCAUCGGCGUCUUUCCGCCUCCCGGUCCAGCUGAAAAUCGUCUCCAACAGCCCCGUUCGCCAAUUGCAACGUCUGCUCAAUCCUCGCAGACAGAGCCAGUGACGGACAAAAGCGAUGCUCCAAGCCCUGCAUCAAAGUUGGAUUCGACUACGCCAAGGCCACUAGCGCUCGAUGUCUUUGGGGAGGUACUUCCAACGAUGCGCCACCACACCUACCUUCAUAGCGCUCCGCCUUCGAGUGUCGAGUCAAUUGCUCAGAAGAAGAAGCCAAAUGCCGCCUCUGCGAGACAAGGCUGGGAGGACCCCUACCUUGGUUGGACCCAGCUUGGGCUUCCGGGAAAUCGGGAGGCACUUGAGAGAGAGCAGGAGGCUGCCAAAGCACUGUUACCAUCGGAAUGGACCUGGACCUCAUAUAAAGACACCACAACCAAUCGCCCCCGAGCUUCUAUCGAUUCAUGCAGCUCUAGCACAGCCUCGUCUGUGGAUAUCGAGCCGCAUCGCGGCAAAGAUGCCGAAGACAGCGUUGACGAAGGGUUUGGCGGAGCUGGAAGGACGCGAUCUGGCACAAUUACCGCUGCGUCGUCAGCGAAGGCCACUGGUUUCCAUGCAACGCAACAGCAACAACAAAAUGCGUCCGUCUCUGUCCUUUCAAGGACGGUGGCAGGCAAACUCAUCAUUCAAACCCCUUCCAACAUAUCGAGCGACUCGCGAAAAAGCAGUAUUUUCUCUUCAAGCCCUAGCGAUUUUCAGUCGAGCCGGCAUGAUGGCGACGAUAGCCUGAGCUCCAUCGCGCCUUCAGAUUUCGGCCACCGCUUGCGUGGUUCCCUUUUGAGAAGAGAUAUCAAGGAGGAGCCAGGGCAUGGCUUCGGAGAUGGUGAUGGCGAAGAUCGCAAGCUGGAGCAGCGUUUUGCAGAAUUUGCAAAUGAGUACGUCAUUUGUGUCUACUCGGAUGGGAGGGUUCUCGAUGACUGGAUCACAGUUAAGACGGCGAGACUCAGGCGCUACGAUCUGCUGGAAGUCCAGUAUCUCUCCGCCCAUGAUUGCAUCAAUCUUCCGCGUGAAGUCGUCUUCCCGCAGAUCAAUCCUGCAGCUUUCAAAGAUGUGAGCUUUUUCAACAGCGAUGGAACGUUGAACUUGAGCGUACUGCGCAAGCUCCCUCGUCCAGUAGAUGACACUUACCUCCAGACGUAUUGGGAUGGUUGGAUCUACGUGUUCAAGCGUCGAAGUGAGGCCGCAGGAGAUAAUGGCAACCUCGGCGUAUGGAAGCUACGUAGGCUUGUGAUACAUGGCGGGAUCCUGGCGAUCUACCGACCGAAGCAAUCGCUCAAGAGACCUCCCGAGGUCGACGAGAAAAACAAGACGACGGGGACGUGGAGCUUGUCGCUGCUGUCAAGCACUCGCUCGCAAGCGACCGGUGUAGCGGUGGACCCUCCGCUCUACUCGCACGCUACCGCGCAGACCAUGCCGAGAGUAUGUUUGCAGCUCCGCUUCGAUCGCAAAGUGCACGACUGCGCUCACCUGGUAGCGCUCGCACCGAGCUCUCCGACAUUUGUCCAGUCCGGCGUCGGCAGCACAUCCUCGAGCAGAGGUAACACCGUUUCCGGCAUCAUGGCGGGCGCCAGCGCCAAGGGCAGUGAGGGCGUCGGCAGCACAAAGAAGAAGCGCAUGCGUCCUGCCUCGCUGGCGCUGCGCUGCCUCACGACCUUCGAUCACAUCUCCCUGCAAAGCGCAUUGCAACGUGAAUUGGACCGCGCGCGAGAGAGUGCAAAAAGCACAAGCGCGCGGCUCGCCGUGCAGGGCAUUUGGGCCGCAUCCGUCGCUGGUGCUGCGUUGCCGCCGGCAGACGCCUUUUCGUCUGGGAUCGAUUAUUGGCGGCGGAAAGCGCUUUGCAGAACGAUCCUCUCCAACCGCAGUGGGAUGCCGCUGUACACUUUGCAGGGUCGCAGGUCUGAAUCUGGCGCAAUGAGUCGGGAAACGGCGGCCCCGACAACAAGGCAGGAUGAUGAAGACACGUCGAGCAGCGAAAGCGAAUUCGAGUCUGAAGUGCUGUCCGCGCGGCGCGAGAAAGCCCGGAUGCGGCAAGAGGCUAUGAUGAACGCGACCACGUCCACAGGGACUGCUGAAGCGGCGAAUCUCCACGGCACCACCUCGCAAGUAGCAGAGCUAAAGAGCUCAAACGGGAACGAAGCCCUGCCGCGUCAUGGACUCGCACUCGGCGAGAAUGGCGAAGUGCACCCUCGCGCCCCUACAAAGAUGUGGGAAGCACGCUUUGACGCAGGCGCAAUGCUCGACAGCAAUGGCGCGCCGAGCUUGUCGCCCGACUCGCUGUCGUGCACCAGGCGAAGGCUGCGCGAGCUGUCGUUCAGCAGGAAGCCCAAGUCUCCUGCUGCAACAUAG